AUGAAUUUACGGAAGGUACGUUCACAUGAGAAUUCAUAUACAAAUUUAGAUUAAUAAAGAAAAAUAGAUUGUGCUUAAUUUAAAACAUAAGCAUGUAAUCAAUAACAUGCUAGUACACAUAAAAAAUUUUGUCCAUACUAUCAUGAUGAAUCUGAUCGAAGACGAGAUCCUCAUUAAUUUAAAUAUAAGUGAGAAUAGUAAUAAUUAUUGAAAGGUGUCAAAUAUGUCCUUAAUAUGAACAAUGUCCAAAUGGAGAUUUGUGUGUAUUUUCACACAACAAAGUAGAAUAGGUGUACCAUCCAAAUAGAUACAAAAGCAAAUAUUGUGUAUAAAAUAAAGAUUGUGAAUAUGGAAUGUAUUGUUCAUUUGCUCAUAAUGAACAUGAGUUGAGAAUCCCGCUUAAAUUAGAAUAGUUAGUAUAAGAUAAGAAAUUUUGGAUGUUAAACUAUAAAACUAUAUGGUGUCCAUAUAUUGUAGCGUAUAAAUUAGUUUAAUGCAAAGACAUGAUCGUGCUGGUUGUGUUUAUGCUCAUAAUGCAUAAGAUUUUAGAAGAGAUCCUCAAUUACUUUAACCUAAGGAAUGUUAAUAUUGGAAUAAGACAGAUCAAAUAUAAAGAUAUGAUUAAGGAGGUUGUCCUGAUUAAGAGAAUUGUUUAAAUUGUCAUGGAUGGAAAGAAUAUGAAUAUCAUCCAUUAAUAUACAAAACAAAACCUUGUGCAUAACCUAAUUGUUAAAAAAAGGAGUGUCCAUUCUUUCAUAAUGAUUAAGAACGUAGGUAUAUUAAACUAAAUUCAUAUUAAUUUAGAAUACCGAAAUAAUAGAAUGAAAAACAAUGGAUUAUUGAAGAACCUUAUACAUAAAAUGUACUUAGAAUUCCAUAUAAAUCAAAUUCAAAUUAUUAAGGACCUAUUAUUCCAAAUUAUAUUCCUUAAGAUCUUAAUAGAGAGAAGAUGGAAGUUGGAUAACCACUUGAAUUAUUUAGUUCAAUAACUACUUCAUCUAAUCCAUUAUCAAGAAGAGGUUCAGAUUUUUCAGAUGGAUAAAAAAAAAAAUUGAAUAAUUAACGUAAAUAUCAUCGUACAGCUCCUACAACACCUGAUCAAAAGUAGUAAUAAUAAUAAUAAACUAAAAAUAAAUUAAUCAAAUAUUCUCGUAGAUUGUAGGAUGAAUUAUGGAAAAUAUCUGGGGUAAUGCGAUUUCAGUAUUUUCCUAGUCUGAUUUCAUAUUACACACUCUUGAAGGAAUGAAAAUCACUGAAAUGAGUUUAAUGCAAAUGAGUGAACCUAAUCUCUUAUCAUUAAAUAUAAGUGAUCAACAAAAAUAAUAUUUAAUAUAAGCCUUAUUCAAUAUUAAGUAGGAAAAGAAUUAUGAUGAAAAACAUGAUGAUGAAUUACUCAAAGAGAGUGCUGGACAAUUUUGA
Molecule: messenger RNA, 1419 nt
Organism: Paramecium sonneborni
Lineage: Eukaryota; Ciliophora; Oligohymenophorea; Peniculida; Parameciidae
Source: the annotation of a GenBank genome assembly